AUGGGCAAAACCACAUGGAAUUUAAAUAUUUAUCCAGCUGGACAGAAAGAUGUGAACAGAAACAUCAACUUUUUUCUUUAUAGAGAGGAAGAUGAUAGCACUGAAGCACCUAUAAAUGUGAAAAUUCAGCUUGAUUUCUUAGAUAAAAAGGGUUUUUCACUUGAGGCUUUCUGCAUUGAUCACGCUUUUAAAAAAGGUGAAGGGUAUGGAUGUCGAUCAUUCGCUAAGAAAAAAGAAGUCUUUAAUACAAAGCGAUCGAUAUUUCUUCCUCAGGAUACUCUAACGGCACGCUGCAAAAUGUGGAUAAAAGGUGAUGUCAUGACACAAGAUGGCCAAUGUUUUGCUCGCACUCGCAUGGAAGUCGAGAAGAGAUCCUUCUUGUGGAACCUGGAAAAUUUUAGUAAUCUUGAAUUAGAGAAGAAACGCAACUAUAUUUUUAAGUCACCUACGAAUAAUGAACCGUUAAUGUCUGUAGAACUGUUUGUGACAGAAGUUGAAAAUUCCGACAAAAGUAUUCGUUACGCACUGACUGUUCAGGAUGAAACCAUUCUGUGUGCCAAUUUGCGAUUGUGCCUCGUCGAUGCUUCUGGAAAUAAGAUACAAUGCAAUCAAGAAGACAUUUGGUGCUCUAGUGUCCAUGAAAGAACUGAAUUUACAUUCCCUUUUACUAAAAAAAUGCUGUUGGCAAAUAAAAAUUUGUUUCUGCCAAACGACAUUUUGUCAUUGGAUUGGGAAUAUGCCUUUUCAAAAGGAAUUACGCUCGAAGAAAUUAGUUACGGAAGUUCCAGUUCAGAAGACUCCGAAGCUGACAAAACCGAUCUGACUAAUAACGAUAUGGUAUCUCCUACGAUCUCAUUGAUUGACACCUUAAAAUCCUUUUACGUGGAAAAGUUGCUAUGCGACGUUCAGUUAAGGACAAGAACAGGGACAUUUCCUGCCCAUAAAAUUGUUCUUUCUGCUGCUGCUUCUGUAUUUCAAACAAUUUUUUCCAGCAAGGUGAACGAAAGAGAGAAUGACUGCGUCGAUAUGGAAGAGCUGGAUGAUGAUACAGUCAACCGAAUGCUAAACUACAUCUACACCUCAAAUGUGGAAGAUUUGACUUGGAAAAGCGCUUCUAACUUGUACGAAGCAGCGAGCAAAUAUGCCAUCCUGAAUCUCAAGAAUUUGUGUUCUUCCUAUCUGAAAGAUAAUCUCUCCCCGAGCAAUGCAUGCGAAAUUCUGUUGUUGUCUCACAAUUAUUCCGAUAAUGAAAUGAAAGAAGCUGUAAUGGACUACAUAAUAGAACACGGCAAAGAAAUUUUGAACUCCGAGUGGAGACUAUUGAUGAAUUCGAACGGAAAGUUGGCAGCAGAAGCCUUGUAUCGUCUGCUUUGCGAAAACUGA
Argiope bruennichi is the source of this 1383-nucleotide messenger RNA. RefSeq names its product speckle-type POZ protein-like. Gene Ontology annotation, molecular function: ubiquitin protein ligase binding. Bases 1 to 1383 code for a protein of 460 amino acids. The record is from RefSeq and is a predicted model, not a curated record. NCBI's taxonomy places the organism in Eukaryota, Metazoa, Arthropoda, Arachnida, Araneae, Araneidae. Gene Ontology annotation, biological process: proteasome-mediated ubiquitin-dependent protein catabolic process; regulation of proteolysis. The transcript has a single exon. Gene Ontology annotation, cellular component: cytoplasm; nucleus.